AUGGGGAAAGUAACUAUACUUGUUCUUUUAAUUGUUUCACUCCAUGUUCAGAAAAUCUACACUUCUAAAAUUGACUUGAUUUCAGAUUCAAGGUUUUUGACAGAAGCAUACACGUUGGUCUCACAGACCGGAAUUUUUAAACUUGGGUUUUUUAGGUCUGGAAACUCUGAGAACAAAUACGUUGGUAUUUGGUACAAGAAAAUCUCCGUUCAAACAGUGGUUUGGGUCGCCAACAGACACUUGCCACUCCCUAGUGCAUCAUCUGACACACUAAGGAUCAUCUCUCCAGGAAAUAUUGUCCUCAUUGACGAGACUAAUGAUGUGGUAUGGUCAUCCAAUACAACCUCAUCAGUCAACGCAAUUGCACAACUUGAUGACACCGGAAAUCUAAUUGUCAAAGAAAGAAUCAAGGAGAAGUUUCUCUGGCAGAGUUUUGAUUAUCCAACCGAUACACUUCUACCUGGCAUGAAGUUACACUACAAGGAUAUGGAGCUAUGCAGACGACACUUAUCCCGAUGA
Molecule: messenger RNA, 519 nt
Organism: Lactuca sativa (garden lettuce)
Lineage: Eukaryota; Viridiplantae; Streptophyta; Magnoliopsida; Asterales; Asteraceae
Product: G-type lectin S-receptor-like serine/threonine-protein kinase At4g27290
Source: RefSeq, a predicted model, not a curated record